GACAACACAAUAAGUGUAACAUGGCCGCAUUGCUCAUCUCCAUCACAGACAGGCACAGCUUCUUCCCCACUGCAUCACCACCAUAAAAGGGAUCACAUCUUCCCAACAAUCUUUUUCUAAAACAGUCGUGUUCUUCGUAGUUUAAAGUUUUAAAGAGCAAGAUAAACUCGAAGCGAUGAACCAAUUUGAUCCUGAAUGGAAGUUAGAAGAGGAUGGCUUCCCACAUAAUCUGGGGCAAAAUACCGAACUUGUAGAAUUACUAUGGCAAGAUGGGCACUUGGUUAUGCACAGCCAUAACAAUCGCAAAAUCUCCAUGAGUGGCAGUGAGUUUAAACCAAUUCAAGAACAUGAGGAGGACUCCAUGAACUUGAUUCAAGACGAAGAGACUGUGUCAUGGCUUCAAAAUCCCGUGGAAAAUUUGUCGGAAAAAGAAUUCUGUCCAGAGUUCUUCUCCGAAAUGGCAGAUACCAACGCAAUAUGCCCGGAAAAGAUAAACACGGCAGCUAGAGAUGGAAAUGGCUUUGCAUCAUCUGCUCCUGAGCAUUCUGCCCAGCACGAGGGGAAUAUGCUGCCUCCUAAACCAGGUUAUAAACAAGAGUCCUCCUGCAAAAAUGGUAGUGGACUAAACUGUUUCCAUUUUCCAGAGUUACUGAGACAAAAGUCAAGUGAGAAAGGAUCCAUUGGCCUGUCGACGGUAGGGAGUCAGAUGUCUACAACUCCAAUGACGGGAAUUGGAUCCAACACAGACGGAAGUAGUCAAAUUCAUGGACAGGGCGAUCUUAGGAGUGUUGUUGUUGAUACUGCAGAGGGGUCGAAGGAUGUUGCUAGUAGUUGUUUUCAAUCAGAAAGUGGGCAAAAACAUUAUCCUUCAUCAUCAGGAACAUCUGGUUCUAGCUUUAAAUGCCAUACAGAAGUUCAGCAUGCAAAGAUCGAUUGUAAAAAGAGGAAGAAGGGACUAUAUGUUGGUUAUUUGGAAGAUCAAUGUAAGGAUAUAGAGGAUUCAUUUGAUGCAAAGAAGCAACGCAGAAGCCGUGCUGCUGAAGUCCACAACCUAUCUGAGAGAAGAAGAAGAGAUAGAAUAAAUGAGAAGAUGAAGGCACUUCAAGAACUGAUACCUCAUAGCAAUAAAACAGACAAGGCAUCAAUGUUAGAUGAUGCAAUUGAAUACAUGAAGUCUCUCAAACUACAAAUGCAGAAGAUGUGGAUAGGAAGUGGCAUGGCACAGAUGAUGUUUCCAGGUGCUCAACAAUAUAUGGCUCAUGCUUCAGUUCUUUCAAUGCAUCAUCCAUUUCAACUGCCAACUGUUCCAGUAGCUCAUCAUCAAUCUGUAGGGUUACCUACUGCCACAAACCAAUCAAUCUUUUGCUAUCCACCAGCCUCGCAUGCAGUAAAUAUGGGAAGCCUGAUACAAACUGGUCAUCCUCAACAAUUUCAGGCCUCGUAUCAUGGCUUUCAUCACCUUCAACCUCAUUCACAGGAGAUGAACAUAUGUGCUUUUGGACCCAACCUUGUGCAGCAAAGUCAGUUGGAGAAUCAAAAUCUCACUCAAUGUGGCCCUGAACAAGGUCCUUGUGAGAAGAAUACCAAUGGCAGUAAAUUUGGUUGAUGAACAACUUCAUUUCUGGUGGUUAGGAUGAUAAACAGCUUUCUAUUUAGAUAAAAAACACUGCUAGAACAUUGAUGCAGUUAAUUUUGCUGUUCAAAAAUAAACUGCAUCAUCAGAUUUUGACAUCGGUGACAAAUCAAAUUCAGAAAUAGAAAGAGAUUUUGAUACAUUUUGUCUUCAGUUGCUUCCUGGUAGUAGUUAUGCAAUAUGUUGAAGCAAGCAUCUCUCAUGUGUCCAACAAAUGCGUAAAUUGGAUAUAUCUUCAUGUUAAGCUACAAAUCUGUUCUUGUUGCAAUGUGAUGAAACCAUGAAUGAUUCUUUCUUCAACUCAAAAUAUCAA
Messenger RNA from Zingiber officinale, 1946 nucleotides. RefSeq names its product transcription factor PIF4-like. The coding region runs from base 176 to 1606 and encodes 476 amino acids. Gene Ontology annotation, cellular component: nucleus. NCBI's taxonomy places the organism in Eukaryota, Viridiplantae, Streptophyta, Magnoliopsida, Zingiberales, Zingiberaceae. The transcript has 9 exons. The record is from RefSeq and is a predicted model, not a curated record. Gene Ontology annotation, molecular function: protein dimerization activity.